ACAAAUUAUUACACUUUGGGUUGUUGUUGGUUUUUUUUAAAAAAAAUUCUUUUUCCAGAAAACUCGGACACUUACUGGUCUGGAACUGCCCCCAUCUGCAUGGGGGGCUGUAAAGGAAAGCACAAAGAACUGAAGAAAAGCACGUGUGGGAAUGGAAGCUGCUGCUGGUUGGGGUACAAAUCAUUUUGCCGGGUGAACUGCGGACGACCAGAAACAGAGUUCAAUUCGGUGGUCUAUGGGAACGACUGGUGGGUCGGGUCGGUGGUGCGCUACAGCUGCCGGCCUGGGUACCUGCUGGUGGGGGAUCCUGCUAGCGCCUGCCAAUCGAGUGGCCGCUGGACCCCCAAACCUACUUGCCUCAGGAUCUGCCUCCGGGGUCGGAUUGACAUAAAUGAGCGAGACAUCGAUGGGAGCUGCUCCUCCACCUGUCCCCAUAAGGUGUACCCAGGGGCCUUUCUCAAUCAUGGCUGCAUCAAGAUCUCCUCCUGCGUCACUAAGCAAUCUGGCUGGACCCGAUGGUUCUCUCGCUGUGACUUUUGUGAGUGCGAUUGCUACGUCCCCUGCGCUUCCUCAGGAUAAAAAACCCAACCCCUGUGGAGGGGCUGCUCUGCACGCUGCAACACCUGACUUUUAUGUCUUAAGCAGCCCUUGUUUUCUGGGGAAUGUGGCUCACUGAUGAAAUAAUCCCCGCUGGAUUCAUCUCCUCUUCCUAACCAGUUUCUGGAAUGGCGACUCGACAUUUUUUAAUUGUGUGCAAAUAAACCUGUUGCAAAGAACGCAUGCGUUCUGACUCUCCCUGUAAGCAGCCAUGUUCUUUUAGGGUGGGGAGGUUCCCAGAGGACUGGCAUCGUUAGUUGUCAAGACACACAGGUUGGUGGCAGGAAACCUGCUUGACAUGCAGAAGUCUCCAGAAUUGAUCCCUGGCAAGGCCGGUUCAAUACCACCUGGUAGCAGUGCUG
Podarcis raffonei (Aeolian wall lizard) is the source of this 959-nucleotide messenger RNA. Its product is annotated as complement receptor type 1-like. The transcript has 5 exons. Lineage: Eukaryota; Metazoa; Chordata; Lepidosauria; Squamata; Lacertidae. The coding region runs from base 100 to 579 and encodes 159 amino acids. The record is from RefSeq and is a predicted model, not a curated record.